UUAGAUGUAUCUAUUCCCGUCUAUAACGUUGACGGUACGCUUAACGCAGGUGGCUGUAUCACACACAAAUGUUCCUUUGUUGUCGAGUACCAAGGACACAGGGAACACGUCACUGCCAAAGCUACCCAACUAGGGAAGAUUAAUUUAAUCUUGGGCUGGACCUGGCUAUUCAAACACAAUCCUGAGAUUGACUGGCAGACAGGGGUUAUCACAUUGUCA
Messenger RNA from Serpula lacrymans var. lacrymans S7.9, 219 nucleotides. RefSeq lists its product as uncharacterized. NCBI's taxonomy places the organism in Eukaryota, Fungi, Basidiomycota, Agaricomycetes, Boletales, Serpulaceae. The annotation marks the transcript as partial. The record is from RefSeq and is a predicted model, not a curated record. The transcript has a single exon.